CUCUUUGCUUUUGCUCUAUGGAAAUUACCUCCAAUGUUUAUAGAAAAGAAGCACAUUUACUUUACCUGUUUUCGUUUAUUUUUGUAAAUUUAUCAUAAAACUAAAUCGUCGUAUGAUUUUUAUGCUUGCACUUUUAUGUAAAAGUAAUAAAGAGGACUCGAAGUGAAUAGUUUUGGUGUGGAUAAAAAUAAUUGUGACACGAUGACUGAUUCGGUAAAUAUGUCAUUGGAUGACAUUAUAAAACAAAACCGUACAAAUAAAUCCCGAGGAAGAGGCGGCGGGACCAUACGUGGUCGUGGCGGUGGUGGUCGCGGUGGCCGCAGAGGUCGAGGCGGUGGUUCGGCUCGGCCAGAUACUCCUGGCGCACGCCAAGGCCGUGCCGGGGGCCGGUCACAGUCGCGCGGCCGUUCACAAUCUCGUAGUCGCUCCCAAUCUCGCGGUCGUUCUCAAUCAAGAAAUCGCUCUAGGUCACGCCAACAGAGACGUUCUUCUUCUCGGGCUAGGUCAGCGUCGAGAUCGCGAUCUGCGAUAAGAGGCUUAACUCCCAAAGGAAGAGCUGGACUUGAAGAACAUCAAGAUGAUAUGCCUCAGCUAGUAAGAAGGAACAAUUUUCGUGGUAGAGGCAGAGGUGGUAUUCAAACCAGACUUCUUCGCAGUAAUUCAAAUUCUCGAACACAAAAUGGGAUUCAUAGUCGACUUGGAAUAACAACUCGUAGGGGUGGUGCUAAUAAUGCUUAUCGUCCACUUGCAGUUGCUAAAAGGGGUAUUGCUAAGCGGGGUCAAGGUUUUGCUACAAGGAAAUAUAGCAAUGUGGGAUUACGUUCUGACCAAAUAAUUAAAGAGCAAAGACAGAACCUUAUGUUAAACAAUUCAAUCAUAAAAUCACAGACAUUUACACGGUCUAGACGUAAUUCCUUCAAUUCACCUUCACAGCUUACUGUUAGUGUAGCAAAUGAUUUUGCCAAAAGACGCAGAAAUAGUGUAGGUAAUGGUAAUUACUUGAACUCACAAAGCUUAGCGCAAUUUAACAAUCAGUUUGGUGGGUAUAGAACUCGACGAGGGACAGGUAGCGUUAAAUCAAUGGGUUCAAAUAGAUCAAACAGAUCUAGUCGGUCCAACCAAUCGAAUACAAGUAACAGGUCACGUGGUCGAGGGCGGGGACGCGGACGAGGUAGAGGAGUAAACCGUGGGGUUGGUCGCAAAUUUGUUAAUAAACAGAUACUCAAUCCCAAGCUACAAAAAGAGAUUGCUGCAAUACAGGGAAAAAGUUUGGCGACCAGUUCUAGUGAAAGUGAGGUCCCAGUUGGAGUUAAUUUCACCCCCACACCAGCAGCUACUGCUCAAACCUUACAUCAGAGGUUUGCUAGCGCAUAAUAAAAAGUUUGUUUAAAAUAAAAGA
Molecule: messenger RNA, 1399 nt
Organism: Papilio polytes (common Mormon)
Lineage: Eukaryota; Metazoa; Arthropoda; Insecta; Lepidoptera; Papilionidae
Product: serine/arginine repetitive matrix protein 2-like
Exons: 3
Coding region: 202-1374 (390 amino acids)
Source: RefSeq, a predicted model, not a curated record